Physeter macrocephalus (sperm whale) is the source of this 1873-nucleotide messenger RNA. RefSeq names its product cell death inducing DFFA like effector a (gene CIDEA). Gene Ontology annotation, biological process: regulation of apoptotic process; lipid storage; apoptotic process. The record is from RefSeq and is a predicted model, not a curated record. Gene Ontology annotation, cellular component: lipid droplet. NCBI's taxonomy places the organism in Eukaryota, Metazoa, Chordata, Mammalia, Artiodactyla, Physeteridae. Bases 742 to 1365 code for a protein of 207 amino acids. The transcript is spliced from 5 exons.
UUUGGGAGGGGGAAGAGGAUGUUUUACACGGUUAAGCUUGGGACGGGGGGCAAAUCCCCCAUGUACUUUUUCAAGGCAGAAGCACAAAAUUACAAAACAGAUCAGAAGAGAUGUAGUCAGCUUCCUGGGCGCAGCACUGCCCUGCAGCGCUGUCUUGGUGUUGUUCCAUGACCCUGUCAUGGCACAGAGGCUCCAGGUUGGCUUCCAACAAUAUAUAGUAUAUAUAUGCAGGUGGCCAACACUGGCAAACAGGGCAGAUAUUCCUAGAAUUUUAACCUUUGUAAGAGUUACUCCAGACAAACUGCUAUAAGUGUCAGAAAGCAGUCAUGUCCUCACUUUGUAUCUUCUUCAAGGUUGUCCCCCAAAAUAAAGCCCUUUGUUUCAUUCUCCUGAUUGUCACUGAACAAGGAUUUGUCCAAAUAGUCACCACCUAUUUGAGUGCUGUUCGGGGUUGGGGGACAGUGCCAUGACAGGUCCUAGUCCCUCGGAGUCUGAGGAGAUUGAGUGUCCAACAUUUAUCACAGUGGCCAGCACAAAGCAGGACCUGGGACAUUGCUGAUUUCUGUUUAUAUUGUGAAUAAUUUCUCUACAGAUACAUUCCUGAUAUAAAAACAUCCACUGUCCAGGGUGGAGCUCCUCCCUCAGUGCCAGACUGGUCGCCACAGAGACUGAAAACCCCCUUCCAGCCCCACCAGCAAGGCGCAUCUGGUCCCCUCCAGAGUUAUUUAGACAACUUCUUGCAUGCCCCUGACGUUUAUGGGGUCGCAGACGAAGAAGGUGCUGCUCACACCCCUCAUGCAUCCUGCUCGCCCCUUCCGGGUCUCCAACCAUGACAGGAGCAGUCGCCGAGGGGUGACCGCCAGCAGCCUGCAGGAGCUCCUCACCAAGACCCUGGAUGCCCUGGUUAUCGCCAGCGGACUGGUCAUGUUGGUGUUGGAGGAGGACGGCACCGUGGUGGACACGGAGGAGUUCUUCCAGACCCUGGGGGACAACACGCACCUCAUGCUCCUGGAGAAGGGACAGAAGUGGACACCGGGUGGUACCUACAUCCCAGCCCGCCAGCUGCCAAAGAGACAGGGGAUCGUGAGAGUCACCUUCGACUUGUACAAGCUGAACCCCAAGGAUGUCAUCGGCUGCCUCAACGUGAAAGCCACUAUGUACGAGAUGUACUCGGUGUCCUACGACGUCCGGUGCCCGGGUCUCAAGGCCCUGCUGAGGAGCCUGCUGUGGUUCUUGUCUCACACCGCCCAAGUGACCGGCCAGUGUCUCGUCCACACGGGCACCUACAUGCUCCGAGUGCUGGCUGACACAGAGGAGCGGGCGGUGCCCGGCUCGCGCCCUCGCCGGGUGAUCAUGAGUGGAUAGGGGCGCACAGUGCGGAGUCUCCGCUGGCCUCAACCCCGCAGGUCCCUCUCCAGGGGACGCAUCUGGAAGACACUGUGUUCCCACCACGUGUCCCCUGCUCAGGAAUGGGUGGGGAUGGGGUGGGGGGACGGAGGCAGCACAAGGCCUGCGGCUCGACAAUAAACCAGUCAAGAGAGUCGCUGUGAUACCGCACUUCUUCCUCCUGUCUUCUUCGUGUCAGAAAAGCACACAAAACUUGCAGAAGCAAAACUCAGCCAGAGAUGCACUGCUAACGCGUGCAAUCACUUUUAAGUCUGUCAGGAGACAGGAGGGUCAGAUGUUACUGUGGGGUUUUAUAAUGUCGGUCCUGAAUGAGCCCAGUGACCUGAAAGCCUCUGGAUCUGAAUUUUUGGAGGUGAUCAAGCUGCACUGGCAACCUUUCCUUAAAACAAAGCUGCUCCAAACCGGGGCUUGAUGCAGGACGGGCAUGGCGGAGUCGGGCGGGACCCCAGGCCACGAGGGACGCGGG